Molecule: messenger RNA, 1744 nt
Organism: Vespa crabro (European hornet)
Lineage: Eukaryota; Metazoa; Arthropoda; Insecta; Hymenoptera; Vespidae
Product: transmembrane protein 138
Exons: 4
Coding region: 285-773 (162 amino acids)
Cellular component (GO): cilium
Source: RefSeq, a predicted model, not a curated record
CACACAUACUUCGAACAAAAUGUAAUGAAUAGCCUUAACGAUAUAGGUUACAUAUAGAUAGUAUAAUGUUUUCACAUCCCUUCCAUAUGUAUGUUGCCAUAGUAAUAUUCGAAGUAUAAACAAUAAACGCGCUGUAUUUAAUUAUAUUCAUUACUGAUAGUCGAUACGUGUUAUCAAACGUAUCAUAAUUUAGAUUUCUCUAAUAUUUAUCUAAAUAUUAGAUUAUAUUAAUCUGUAAAUUAAUUAUUCAUUCAAUUUUAAUAGUUAAUCGUCAAUAAGAAUAAAUGAGUAUUUUAACUGCAAGGAAAUAUACGACGAUAAUAAUCGGACAAUAUUUAAUUUUAUUUUUCGAUAUUUGCGUUAAUUCUUUUGGAAGUUUCGCUAGGCAACAUCCAAUUAAUUUAUUAGUUCUUUAUGUCAUUCAAGAUUUUUGUCUUAUCGUAGCACUUACUGUACUUUUGGUUAACUUUUUCUCGACAUAUAUUUUUCAGGCAGGAUUAAUACAAUUGUUGUAUAUUCGAUUUCGUAUGACAUUAAUUGUCUGUAUUUUAUACUUGGUAUUAAGUAUCAUUUUACAUAUAUGGCAUAUUACAUUACAUUGGUCUAAUCCGUUAACACAUAACUGGACAAAAGGAUUUCAUGCCAUAUUUGCUGUGCAUAGAAUAGUUUCAGUUUUCUAUUAUUAUUUCUAUAAGAGAGCAGCUUUAAAAAUCGCAGACCCAAAAUUGUAUGAAGGAUCCAGUUGGGUAGAAAAACAGUUGAGUCUUUUAUGAAUAUUUAUUUUCUUAUAAGGGAAAAUUUUAAAAUUUUAAGGAACUUUAUAUUUAUAUAAAAUACAUAUGAAUGGCCUAAAUCAACGCAAACAUGUAAUUAAUAAAUAUUCAAUAUUAAAUGUGUAUUAUAUUAAAUAUAAUAUUAUCAAUAUUGAAUGAUAUAAAUAUCAGAAGAAUGUAUCAUUUGCUUUUAUUGCAUAAAUGUAUAUGUGUAUAAGAUGAACAAUGAUCAUGAUCUUUCAUUUUAUUUUUCAUCGUUUGAAACAAUGAUAAAGAUGAUUUGUAAUAAUUAUAAUAUUAGAUAAUGAUUCUGACUAUAAUUCACUUUUAUUUUAUUACUUAAAACAAAGCUCUAAAUUGUACUAAAAUAUUUUACAAUUUUGGUGAGGUAGUCUUUUAGUAACAGGUAAUAGUAGUUGAUCAUGCUUUUUUAGUGUUAAUAAUCAUAAGGUACAAAGGCUUGAAUAUCUUUUAAUGAAUGCAUUGAAUAUGCGUUUGACAAUUACAAUCUAAAAUUACUAUGAGAAAGAUAUAUUGUGCAUUUUCAAUUAAUAAUAAUAUAAGUAAAAAAAAACUGUAUAGAUUAGCAUAUAUAGAUUCUCCUUAUAGAUCAUAAUCAUUUUGGUAAUUUCUUAAAAUUUAUUUAUAAUUCUAAAACUAACUUAACUUUUUUAAUCAAAUAUUAAUCAAUUAUAAUACGAUUUAAUUAUGAUAUUAAAAUAAAUCAAUAGUUAUACUAUUUUGUAUUCAUUUAGUAAUAUGUAAUUUGAUUUAUGAUCAUUAAUUACGCUCGAUAGAAAAUAUCGAUCUUUUAUAUCUGUACGUAUUUUUUUGUUUUUGCUUACAUUCGUUACUUAAUGUAACUUAGGACAUAAAAUUUCUGAUUUUACUUGAUAUUUAUGUACAACAUAAAAAACAAUCAUCAAAUGUUUCCUUAUUUUUUUUGUUGUUUUUUUUUUUUUUUUUUUUUU